AUGCUCAGCAUGCCCUUUUCUGGUGGAACUGGACCCUCUGAGGAGUCGCUCUGGAGCUCGAGACCAGCCUGCUGGGAAAUGGAGUCCAAGGUCUCUGAAGGUGGCCUGAACGUCACCCUCACCAUCCGGCUGCUGAUGCAUGGCAAGGAAGUUGGAAGCAUCAUUGGAAAGAAAGGAGAGACGGUGAAGAAGAUGCGUGAGGAGAGUGGAGCAAGGAUCAACAUCUCUGAGGGGAACUGCCCCGAGCGAAUUGUGACCAUCACUGGCCCCACCGAUGCCAUCUUCAAGGCUUUCGCCAUGAUUGCCUACAAAUUUGAGGAGGACAUAACCAACUCAAUGAGCAACAGCACUGCCACCAGCAAACCUCCGGUGACGCUGAGGCUGGUCGUGCCGGCUAGUCAGUGCGGCUCACUGAUUGGCAAAGGAGGCUCCAAGAUCAAGGAAAUCAGGGAGUCAACAGGUGCUCAGGUUCAAGUGGCGGGGGACAUGCUGCCCAACUCCACAGAGCGGGCGGUGACAAUCUCAGGGACGCCCGACGCAAUUAUCCAGUGUGUCAAACAGAUCUGUGUGGUGAUGCUGGAGUCCCCACCAAAAGGUGCCACCAUUCCCUACCGCCCAAAGCCCGCCUCCACCCCUGUCAUUUUUGCAGGUGGUCAGGCCUAUACAAUUCAGGGACAAUACGCUAUUCCACACCCAGAUCAGUUGACCAAGCUCCACCAGUUGGCUAUGCAGCAAACCCCCUUUACUCCCCUUGGACAGACCACCCCCGCUUUCCCUGGAGAAAAGCUGCCCUUACAUUCCUCCGAAGAAGCUCAAAAUCUGAUGGGCCAAUCAUCAGGUUUGGAUGCCAGUCCCCCGGCCAGUACUCAUGAACUCACCAUUCCCAAUGAUCUAAUAGGCUGCAUAAUCGGACGCCAAGGGACCAAAAUCAAUGAAAUUCGGCAGAUGUCGGGAGCGCAGAUCAAAAUCGCCAACGCCACGGAAGGUUCAUCGGAGCGCCAAAUUACCAUCACAGGAACCCCUGCAAACAUCAGCCUCGCGCAGUACCUCAUCAACGCCAGGCUGACGUCUGAGGUCACUGGAAUGGGCGCACUCUAA
Messenger RNA from Leptosomus discolor (cuckoo roller), 1098 nucleotides. RefSeq names its product poly(rC) binding protein 3 (gene PCBP3). The record is from RefSeq and is a predicted model, not a curated record. Gene Ontology annotation, molecular function: RNA binding. Lineage: Eukaryota; Metazoa; Chordata; Aves; Leptosomiformes; Leptosomidae.